AUGGCAUCUAGCGAGGCCCAACACGAGUCAGCCGCUUGUGCGGACGAAGCAUCUCAUGUUUCCCCCCAAUGUUCUGGGUUUCUGCAGACAUUCAGGGACGAGCGCGUAGGUCAAGCAGCAUCAGCGGAGCAGCAGCACCCCUGUCAGAAACCUGAGCCUGACCGCCUGGGCGUGCUACCAAAACCCAGAGAGAAGCCCAAAUCGCCGCCGCUGCCGCCGUACGGCUACCGGCAGCAGCUGCAGCAGCGCACAUUUAAACUCGACUUCGAGAGAGAAGUCAGCCGCACGAAAAUGGUCACCCUGCAGACCCCCAGGAUGCAGCAGCGCGGGUUCUGGUGCGACAUUUGCGAGUGUUUCUGCAAGGACUCACAGGCCUAUUUGGAUCAUAUUAGGGGCCGCAACCACAACCAGCUUCUCGGCGGGUAUUCUUUUCUGCGUUUGUUUGCAUGCCGGGCUGCCCCCAGGUGUCAAGCUGUAGGCAGCGCGGCAGACGAUGGGGACUGGGUUGGAGCCCCAAACCCAAAGUCAAAAGCGAAUGUGCGUGUAAAACAGCAGCAGCAGCAGGAAGGAGGUGCUCAGGGAAUGUCAGGGGGAUUCGGGGCCCUUGCGGGCGGCGCAGGAGCCGAAGGGAGGGCUGCGGAGGCGGAAGAUGAAUUUGAAAGGGUCAAGCGACUCCCAGAAGAACACCAGAGGGAGCAAGAGCUGAAGACGCGUAAAAAGGAAACGAAGAGAGCUGCAGCUGCCGCUGCAGGCGGGAUCACGCCAGCAGCAAAAGCAGCAACACCGGCAAACAGAGGGGUGGAAGCCAAUCCGGACGCCGCUGGCCCAGCAGCCGUGGGGUUGCCGACUUCCUUCAGUGGCUGCUACUCAACUUAUGAAUGCGGCAUCAGCUCCAGCAGCUAUAGCGGCUGCGGCGGGUGCAGCAGCUGCAGCUGCUCUACGCUACAAUUUGGCCAGGUAUGGUCCGGUGUUACGUUGAGGUCGCAGCGACCCACUAAAGUUUGA
Molecule: messenger RNA, 1005 nt
Organism: Eimeria acervulina
Lineage: Eukaryota; Apicomplexa; Conoidasida; Eucoccidiorida; Eimeriidae
Exons: 5
Coding region: 1-1005 (334 amino acids)
Biological process (GO): mRNA splicing, via spliceosome
Cellular component (GO): spliceosomal complex; U4/U6 x U5 tri-snRNP complex
Molecular function (GO): nucleic acid binding; zinc ion binding
Source: RefSeq, a predicted model, not a curated record